AUGUCCAAGUUUCCAACGCUAGUUUUUGUUCCUGGUGCAUGGCAUUCGCCUGCCUGCUACAAUUUGAUCAUCAAACCCCUACAAGAGAAAUACAAGCUGAAAUGCGUCGCUGUCACACUCCCUUCGACCACCGGUGACCCAACCCGGACCUUCAAAGACGAUCUUGACGCCGCACGCAAAGCAAUUUCGGACGAAACAAGUUGCGGGCGCGAUGUGAUAGUUGUCGCCCACUCAUACGGUGGUUUGGUUGGAAACAGUGCUAUCAAAGACUUUGCUCGACCCCGAGGGACGAUUGCGAAAAAUGCUCAACGUACAACUACCGGCUAUGUCGUUGGCCUUAUUCUCAUAGCGUCCGGCUUUACAUUCACGGGGCUCGCCUUCAUGGACCCCUUCUUUGGACAUCCUCCCCCCCAGUGGCGCAUCAAUAAAGAGACUGGAUUUGCCGACCUCGUUGUUUCUCCACGCAAAUUUUUCUAUCAUGACGUGCCAGAAGAUGAGGCAAGAUACUGGGUCUCAUUGCUCACUCCGCAGAGUCUCAAGGCAUUGUUUGAAGGGGGUGAAUACUCUUAUGCUGGAUGGAGGGAUGUGCCAUCUUGUUAUAUCGGCACCGUCGAGGACCAGGGGCUUCCAGUGGUAGUACAGCGCAUGAAUGUAGGAAUGGCGAGGAGCAUGGGUGCAUCUGUCAUGCAUAGAGAGCUGCAGACAAGUCAUUCGCCCUUUUUGAGCCAACCGCAGGAGACUGUCAAGAUCAUGAUUGAGGCUAUCGAAUCGUUUAUUGGCAAGCCAGUGGAAAACGCAGCAGCCAGGAGAAAGACAAAUGACAAGAUAAUACUGCCGGAAGCCAGACUAUGGCGGCCUAUUACUUGGUAUCGGUUUGGGUUGCCUCUCAUCUUUGGCCGCGUCAUCGGAAAAUGUGUUUUACUAUUCGGCUUUGGCAGGAGGCUGCUGGGAUAUAUGUAG
Molecule: messenger RNA, 960 nt
Organism: Trichoderma aggressivum f. europaeum
Lineage: Eukaryota; Fungi; Ascomycota; Sordariomycetes; Hypocreales; Hypocreaceae
Exons: 1
Coding region: 1-960 (319 amino acids)
Source: RefSeq, a predicted model, not a curated record